AUGGAAUGCUCGGAUUCGUAUAGCGAAGAAGAGGAGGAAGAAGAAUCUAUCAUAAAAAGAUGGAUUAUCCAAGGUAUUGAUAGUUUAAAGAAUCAGGAUAUCAAAUCUAAAAUGUAUCACGCCAAUGGAUCCGAUAUUACAUAUUAUUUUUACUUAGAAAAUUAUUCUGAUGACAACACACCUAUAAAAUUCCAUAUUGUGUUCCCAACAAUAGAAUACGCUUUGAAAUUACUUAUAGAAGUAAAAAUUGCCAACAAAAAUUCCGCAAUAAAGGGAAAACAGAUCGUUUGCAUUGAAAAAGCUAAUGAUGAUUCUUCAUUUUGUUUAAACAACACAUGGAAGUAUCUAUUGGACCCAGAAAAUAAGUUCAUGAUCAAUAAUAAUUUAUUUGUUGAAGUAAAACUGUCGGAAUACGUGGAAAAACAAUCUGUACAGUUCAAAACACCCAGUGAUUCUACAACAAAACAAGUUUAUUCAUCGGUUUCCAAAUCAUCUUGUGCAAUUUACUCCAAAGACGAAACAGGAUAUGUUGGACUACAAAACCAAGGUGCAACAUGCUAUAUGAACUCAAUGUUGCAGGCUUUGUACCAUAUUCCUGAGUUUAGAAGGCUAAUUUAUCAAAUGGACGUAAAUUCAAUAGAAGGAGCAAACAAAGACAUACCCAUUAACUUACAAAGACUAUUUUGUCAACUACAGUUCUCAGAUACAGCUCCUAAUACCAAAGCUUUGACAAAAUCUUUCGGAUGGAACAGUCUAGCGACAUUUAUACAGCACGACGUACAAGAAUUCGCUCGAAUAUUAAUAGACAAGAUCGAAUUGAAGCUAAACAAAACACCUUUACAGGGAAAAAUCGCGGAAAUGUUCAGAGGAGAGUUCACUUCAUUUGUGAGGUGUCCAGACUGUGGCUACGAAAGCUCUACAACCGAAUCUUUCUACGAUAUAUCGUUAGAAGUCAAAGAUACGAAAGAUCUCAAAAUAUCUUUGAAAAAGUAUACGGAAAAGGAGCUUUUGACUGAUGAGAAUCAGUAUAAUAUAGAAGGAAAAGGCAGAUUUAACGCAGAAAAGGGAAUAGAAUUCACAAAAUUCCCUCCGAUAUUAAAUUUCCAUUUAAACAGGUCAGAAUACGAUCCUGAGAAGGAACAGAUAGUAAAGAUCGAUAGCCGAUUCGAAUUCCCUGAAUCUAUCGACUUAAACGAGUUUUUGGCAGAAAAUUCGGACCAAAAAAAUUCUUCUCAAAUCUAUUCACUUUUCGGAGUCCUUGUUCACUCUGGAACCGUAAACUACGGUCAUUACUGCGCUUUUUUGAGGACUUCGUCGAAUGAUCCUCAAUGGUACGAAUUUAACGAUACUUGCGUGCAAAAGGUGAGUAAGGAAAAGGCUGUAGAUGAUAACUACGGAGGCGCGAGCAAUUUCAGCGGCUAUUAUUUGAUUUAUGUAAGAAAUUCUGAUGCCGAGCGAAUUUUCAAGCCAGUGACGGAUGAUGAAGUCCCCGAGGCCUUGAGAGAGUGGUAUCGCAAUAAAACAGAGCACAGAUCCCCUAAAAAAGCCGGUGAUGAAAAUUUAUUCUUGUAUACUGAAGAUUCCAUCAAAUGGACAACUAGAUUAGGCAUGCCAUCAUUCGUAUGUAGUGAUAAGAAGCGUAGUAUUCGUAUAGAAGGUGGAAAAAUCACUGGAAAAGAAUUAUACGACAAAUGCGCACAUGAAUUCCAAUGGAAUCGUGAUGAAAUCAAAGUUUGGAGACUUUACUAUAAUAAUGUGCCUUCGUCAGUCGUUGAUGAUGAUAAUACCCAGAUUUCUUUGUUUUACAAAAAUUUCUUCGUCACAAAAAGUGACAAAAAUUCUGAGGUUCAGAAAAAUUUCAAUGAUUACAUAUAUGUUUACUGUUGUUUCUUCUUUACUGAUGCAGAAAUGCCUCUACAAUACAUUGGAAACUUUAUUAUCCAAAAAACUUCGACAAUUAAAGAUUUAGCCUCAUUAGUCAAUGAAAGAAUAGGAUAUCCUGCUGAUACACCUUUGGAAUGUUAUGAACUCAUGACGAAUGAACCUCUUAAGAUCGAAAUUACUGAUGACAGCGGUGAAUUAAGAACAUUUGAAAAUUAUUGUGUCUCUUCAGGUUCGAUUUACAUUUUUGAGGUUGCCAAACAUCAUAUCAGACCCAACACAACCACUUUCGAGAUCCUUCCACCUCUUUCUGAAGAAGAUAAACAUAUUUUGCAUUCAUCCAGUCGUUCUUACCUUAAUCAGAGCCAAUCGUCAUCAUUUUCAAGCAAAUAUGAACUCUAUGAAGACAACAGAACAGAAGAACUCUCAAAAAUCCAAAAAAUUCAAAAAAUACCAAAAAUACCAAAGCCAGAAAAACAAGUUCCAGUGUUUUUCUACGAUGAAGAAGACAGUAGUGAUGACAUUGAUGAGCAAUGCAACAAGAAAAAGUCAAUUUCCGCCUUUUUUGAACAAGAUAAAAAAUUAUUAAAGUGUCAGAUCUAUUCCUACAAGGCUAGGGAUGAAAGACUUGCUACAAUAGUCAUCCAUUCGACAUUAUCCAUCGAAGAAUUGACACUUUUCCUCUCAAAAUGUCUUAAUUUUGAUUAUAAUCCCGAAGAAGAUGCUAUUUGCAUAUACAGGAUCACUCACAAUGGAAUGUCAUUGAUGUACGAAGGCACUAUUUCCUAUUAUCUUCAAGAACAUCUCGGAAUUAACGGAUAUUUCACCUUAUUUGUUGAUUUUGAGAAAAGAAUUACUUUUGACGAGCUUAGCAAACGAACAUUGAUCAAUGUCACAUUCCGAAAUGAGGAUAAUCAGAUCAAAUCCAGUCUAAUUCGUAUGAAUUUGAAAAGUUCAACAGCAGAAAUCGUAAAUGACGCAUUGACAGAGUUCAAUGAAGAGAUCACUGAAUCUAUGAGUGUUUUCAAUGUCGUAGACCACAGAAUUGUUGGUUUGGCAGAUUGUGAAAGUAUAUUUGAUUCAUAUUUAUGCCAAGACUUGAUAAUUACAUCAUAUGAUGACUCUUCAUUGAGUUGUUUCUUCUGUUUCACUGUAAUUUGCGGCUGUUGGCAGAGAUUUGUUGGAAUUCCAGGUUCAGUUGUUUUAAAUGAGUCAGAUACAUCGAAAUCCCUGAAAAAGCGACUGAAUGUUGAUGAUGACUGGAACUUGGUCAUUUCACAGAACUCUAAUUUCUUAGUUAGAAAUAACGAAUUCGUUGGAUUGUCUCUUUCUUACAAGAAUGGAUUAGUAAGAGAUGAUGAAAACGUCCUGCAAAAAUGGCGUGAAAGAGAUGAUGGAACAGAUACUAUAUUUUUCGUUCGUUUCGAACAGAAAUCAUAA
Trichomonas vaginalis G3 is the source of this 3321-nucleotide messenger RNA. RefSeq names its product ubiquitinyl hydrolase protein. The transcript has a single exon. Gene Ontology annotation, molecular function: cysteine-type deubiquitinase activity; cysteine-type endopeptidase activity. The record is from RefSeq and is a predicted model, not a curated record. Lineage: Eukaryota; Parabasalia; Trichomonadida; Trichomonadidae. Gene Ontology annotation, cellular component: nucleus; cytosol. Gene Ontology annotation, biological process: protein deubiquitination; regulation of protein stability. Bases 1 to 3321 code for a protein of 1106 amino acids.